Molecule: messenger RNA, 1227 nt
Organism: Fraxinus pennsylvanica
Lineage: Eukaryota; Viridiplantae; Streptophyta; Magnoliopsida; Lamiales; Oleaceae
Source: the annotation of a GenBank genome assembly
AUGUCAUCAGACAACACCUGCAACUCUCGACACUUUUCAUGGCUCAUGAAAUCUUGUUUCCCCAACCAACAAAACCACCACCAACCCUCCCCCAUCUCCGCCGCUGCCUCCGCCACCACUAUCUCUGCUCUCCCAGAUGACCUUCUCUUAGAAUGUCUCUGUAGAGUUGAUCAAUCUUCCCUCCUUUCCCUCGCUUUCGUCUGCCGCCGUUGGGCUCACCUCAUCAAUUCCCCCUCCUUCCACCACUUGCGCCACCACCACAAUCUGUUAUUCAAUACUAUCUUCUCCAUUUGCAUUUCCCGGUCCGCCCUUUUCGCCGCCAGCCUCCGCAUGAGCCACCAGUUUGAAUUACCCACUUGGAAAGUAUCCACCUUUAUCCCUUCGAGUCCUUCUUUACAUUUAGAAAAUGGAUCUGUUUUCUCUUUGUUUUCACACUACAGAUUGGUUUCAAUUGGUCGGAAAAUAUACAUAAUUGGCCGAACGGCGAUGCUUCGGUGUGACACGUGGACUGGCACUUUGGUCCCCAAGGCAGGGAUGGGUUUUCCGAGGAAGAAAUUCGCCGCUGCAGAGGUGGCUGGGAAAAUCUAUGUUGCUUGUGGCUCAGCCCGGUCGGAAGCGGUGGAGGAAUACGACCCAGACGAGAAUGAGUGGCGCGUGGUGUCCCAUGCACCGAGGAGGAGAUACGGGUGCAUUGGAGCUGCCGUUGAUGGUGUGUUUUAUGUAAUUGGAGGGUUAAAGAUUGGCGUGGCGGGGAACGAGGCGGCCCAUGUUUACGCGAGCUCAAUGGAUUUAUACGACGUCGAGGCGCGUGGGUGGUUGAGGAGCAGAGCAGUUCCCGGCGGCGGCUGCGUGGUGGCGGCCUGCGCGGCAAACGGGCAUCUAUACAUCCUAUCAAGCCAUGCGGUGGAGCUUUCGUUCUGGAAAUUCAACGGGUCCAGAAAAUCCGGUGAGUUUGGGGAGUGGCGGAGGAUUAAGCCUCCUCCGCUGCCAGCGCAGGUGAGACUGGAUAGCACGGUCGGGUUCAGCUGCGUCGGGGUGGGGAACACAGUGGUGCUUAUACAAGUAGUGGGUUGCAUAGAUGACUUACUAAGGAGGAGUGGGCGGAGCGAGAGGGGAUUAAAGGAAGGACUGGUGUUGGUAUACGACUGCGCCGCCGGGGAUUGGAGUAGAGCGGCGGACUCGCCGGCAGUGAUUCGACGCGCCGCCUGUGUUUGUGUGGAGUGUUAG